Cladocopium goreaui is the source of this 2244-nucleotide messenger RNA. The record is from the annotation of a GenBank genome assembly. NCBI's taxonomy places the organism in Eukaryota, Dinophyceae, Suessiales, Symbiodiniaceae.
UUGCUUCUUGGAGAGAAAUGUCCUGGAAGUGUCUUGCGCUUUUCCUAGUGGCAUGGCUGAGGCAUGCCAAAGGGAGGAGCUUUGAACUGAGCAUGUUAGAUGUGAAUGGUACCCGACAGUUGCUGAAGUGGAACUCGAACAGCGAGGAUAUCAGAUCAGUUGCGCGAAAAUUUGGGCAACUUUAUCAAAAUGAACCUUCUGUUUGUGAAGCCGAUGAAGAGAGUGGCUGUCAUUGGCAUGCCAUUGAAGUCUACAUGCGACUCCUUCGUGGCCAAGAUGCAGCACAGCGAAGGACAGAUGGUGUGAAGACUCAACCAUCACAUUUGCAGUCCAUGUCUCUCCAAGGUAUGAAACAAUUGGAGCUCCAAGGUGCAGCCAUUGCGCUCUUUAGUGGCCACGAUGCCAAUAUUGCGGUGAGCGUCAAUGGCCAUGUGAAAUGCGUCUUGGAAUUGGAAAGACUCUUUGGGAUCCGUUACUUUCUACCGAACUCCAAGAAUAAAACAAGCUACACAGCAGAUUGGCUGCGGGCGCUCUCAACUGUCCGUGAUCUAUGCGAAUGCGAUGAAUUCCCUCCCCGCUUUCAACACGGCAUUGUCGUAGCAUCUGCUGACACAGGUUUUGGAGAAGAGGCUGGACUCCUUCCAGAGAUAGCGAAAAAGAUAUUUUCCGUUGAUGAGUGGCAUAUGGUGAAGCAUGCUGCGGCGCACGCGGCGAUGUCCUACUAUUCAUCACCAUUUCGAUCUGCGCUGGUGGUGGUAUACGAUGCAAAUUUUGAAGCUUUCACAGUGCACAACGGCCAGAUGAAAGAGUUGACGAAAUUGGAUUACAAUUUAGGAACUUUAUACCUUGUCUUGGGGGCUCUGAUGCCAGAGGUCUCAGGUUUAGAUGACGAAUAUAUGGAUCAUGUGUGUAACUAUCCUGGUGAAGGGAAUCUGUUUCCUUCGGAUAUUUCACUCUCUUGGUCUGGCAAACUCAUGGGCUACUCAGCAAGUGGUUCUCCGAAGGACACUUUCCGCAGAGCAUUGCGUUUAGCCUUCGAGGCCUCAGCGUUGAUGCCACAUUUUCCUGCCGAGUCACUGUUCUCGAUGGUCCCUGGUGGAAAACCAGACCUGGGACGCUACUUUGUGGAAAAGGUGUUGCCCGAGCUGUGUACAUCUGUGGAUAGCCAGCGGGACUUUGCAGCUUCUAUCCAAGUAGAAUUUCAGGAUUUGGCCUAUGACAUCAUCAUGGCACUACUGGAGCAUGUGGGAACCGAUCACAUUGAUGGACUUGUGGUCACCGGUGGCUGUGCCCUCAAUGUUCUGACCAAUCAACUGCUGCACGACUCCUUGGCGUCGAAGGUAGACAAGGUAGAACCCCAGCCUCCGGGUAUCCAUGUGCCUGUGGCGCCCAACGACUGUGGCCUUGCAGUAGGAGGUCUUUGGGCUGUAACCCCUCCUCUUAAAAGUCCCCAACCAUUGCAAUACCUUGGAUUCCGCCUUUGGGAUGCAGACGUUUUAGAAAAGUUGGCACAUGAACGGCAAGCGCGUCGCUUGGUGGAUGGAGAAACCACCGUGGCGGAACAGUUGGCCGAAAUCCUCACCGGACCGACCUUUCCCAUCGUGGCGGUGGUUCGAGGGCGCCAGGAGUUCGGGCCACGAGCCUUGGGUCACAGGUCCCUGUUGGCUGUUCCCAAUUCAAACGAAAUGCGAGAACGGAUGAAUCGAGUCAAAGCCAGGCAAUGGUACAGACCUGUGGCGCCUAUGAUUGCUGAUGAGGAUCUGGAAAAAGUCUUUGGCAGAGUCGUGAAGUCACCGUACAUGAGUAUGGCACCGAAAGUACAGGAUGAUGUCAAGGAGAAGUUUCCAGCUCUAGUUCACCUGGAUGGCACAGCUAGGCAUCAGUCGGUUGGCAAGGAGGAUGAACCUUGGGUACACGCCCUCCUCCUGGCUGUGGGGCGACGUACCGGUCUGGCUGCACUGAUCAACACCAGCUUCAAUACCAAAGGCAAGCCGAUAACCAAUUCUGUGGUGGAGUCUCUUGAAAUGCUUGACAACCUUCCAGAUUUAGAUUAUGUGCUCAUUGAGGACUGGCUGUUUCAAAAGCCGAAGUGAGCAGUGAGCAGCCAAUGUAGCUGCAGACGGUGGAUGUUUGAUCCACAAAAAACGGGAUGGGAAUCUUGGGCCUUGGGAGGUCUAACUUUGUGAGAUGCUCACAAGACCGCACAAGGAGGGCCAGUCCAACCAAGCAUUAAUGCUAUGAAAA